AUGGCCACGUGCCGUCCGAUCCUAUCCAUCUAUGCCAUCUACGCCUAUGUCUUGGUGUAUGCCAUGCGGCUGGAAGAGGGAGCUGAUGAUCUAGAUGCAGCGUCAGUGACAGGGGCAGGAAUUUUCACAGGUUUCGGGCACAGAGAUGCAGUGAACCACCUAAGUUCGACGCCUGCCUUGGUGGGUGAGCGAUUUUCGGCUGAGCAGAUGCAAGAUCAACUCCUCGAUAUUUUGAACAAGAGUCAGUUGAGCCAGGAGAUGAUGCGUGAAUUGCCCAAGCCCAGCUUCAAGGAACCGAAGCAGACGUACAUCCAUUUCCUGAACGAGGCCUUGCGAAAAACCUCGCAGACGUCUUCAGUGGCCAAGGCCAGUUCAGUGAAGGGCUCCAGACGCAAAAAAAAGGCCAAGGCCACUCCAGUGAAGCGCUCCAAACGUCUUGCACAGUCCUGCCGGAAGCAACUGGGCGGUUUGCUUGCAAACCUCAUCAGCGCCUGUGAGGAGGUCCCAAUGAAGUGGGAUCACCUUGCAAUUCCAUAUGGCUUGCCAGAGAAGAACUGCACUGAAAGUGCAAAAGAUCUCUUUCUUCAUGGACAGGAUAUGGUUCGGACACACCUGCAGGUGCUCAAACUUGAAGAUGCCACUACAGAAACUGUAGCACUACUGCAAGGUUGGUACUUCUUGAAGCAGUGGAUCAUUCCGCUGGCCACUGGGGUGAAAGCUGCGAUCCUGUGGGCUGGAUUUUGGACGGAUGCCUCCGAUCCGGAAGGCCACAAGAGUCGAACCUCGAAAGAACGUCUCUUUGACUUCGCAGACCAAAUUGAGACCCAGACGGUACACCCCUCCACUCAGCUGGGGACGAUGGCAGAGGAUAACGGCAAUUUGGCCGAUUGCCAAGGUCUUAUAGCGAACGAGCUGAAGAGCAACAUGUGGAGUUUUUUCAGUUUCUCCUUUGUCUUCGGCAUGAUGAGAAAGAACCAGGACAUGGUCGUGGCCCUGGUGCACAAAGAAAUGGAUGGAGCACGGCCAUUGAGUGAGUCCAUCCUUUUCCAGUAUGAGGUACCAUCACUUGGCAUGGUUGCUUGGCGAGAGUAUUGGUCCCCACAUGUGGUGCUCAUCGACUUGUUGGGCACGUGCAAGCAAACAAGCCCGGCACUGCGGGCUCAAUUAUUCUCCAAUGUGCCUGCAGGGUACCGCGACACACUAAACCUUUUCGGGCUGAAGGAGAAUUGGACUGUGCAGGAGUACAGUCGGCGUUCCAGAUUGUCUUGGACCUGUUUGGAUUGUCCACAUUCCAGCUGCCAUUUGGACGAGCAUCUUGCAAGACAAGUGAAGCAGCUACUAGAGGCAGGGCGCGAGCAAGAUCAGAAGGAUACCAGGUUGAUCAAGGCUGCUAAAGAAGGCAAAGCCUCUGCGGUGGAGGAGCUAUUGAACACCGGAGCGCAAGCGAAUUGCCAGGAGCACGGUGGGGCAGACGACAAGGGUUUCAAGCAUGGUUACAAGGGUGACACACCUCUCCACUUCGCUGCGCGGGAAGGCUAUGAUGCCACUGCCCUGGUGCUGCUAAACCAUGGUGCCUCCGUAGAUGCCACAAACGAAAAACUCAAAACUCCGCUCCACCUUGCUGCGAAGCGGGGUCAUGCGGCUGUGGCGAAGAUCCUACUGGGGCACCAUGCUGAUGUGGAUGCCAAAGAUCAAAGCGGCCGCGCUCCGCUCCACCUCGCUGCCGAGUCUGGUGAUGUAGACAUGGCCAAGCUCUUGCUGAAGCACCACGCCAAGGUGGAUGUUGAGGAGCUUGAAUUUGGUUGGACUCCGCUACACUUCGCCGCAAAGGGUGAUCACCUGGCCAUGGCAGUGCUGCUGCUGGAAGCAAAUGCUAGCCUUCGAUUGAAAGACAAGAAUGGCGCUGAUGCACUCAGCGUGGCCACUGUAAACCUUGCUUGGGCCACACAAGCACUGCUUUUUGAGAUACAAGGUUCCCGGUUCCGCAUUGCUGGGAAGAUUGGUGAGGUGGCUGUGGCGGAGAUCCUGCUGAAACGCUACCCCAAUGCGCUCGACCUCGCUGCAAUGUCGGGUCAAGUGGCUGUGGCAAAGUUGCUGCUGAAGCACCGCGCCGAUGUGAAUAGCACGAUCAAUGGCUUGACUGCGCUCCACAGCGCUGCAAAGGAGAAUAAGGCAGACAUGGUGGAGCUGCUGUUGCAGCAUAAUGCCAAUGUGAACGCCCGGGAUUUCUCCGGCGAAACUCCGCUUCACCAAGCUGCAGGCUGCGGCGCGGGCGUUCGCUCCGCUGGAGCCAGCUCAAGGGUGGUGGAGGUGGAGCUCCUGCUGAAAGCAAAGGCCGAGGUGAACCCCAGGGACCAAAGUCACCAGACACCUCUUUCUUGUGCGAAAUCCACGGAGGUGGCCAAGGUGUGCUUUGCUGGCGUUGGUGCCGUUGCCGCUGUGAAGGCGGUCUCUGCAGGGCCUGAGCCUCUGGAGUUCUGGUGCCAACGGCGGAAAUUCCGCUUGCAACCGGGGCUCCAAGCGAAGGAUGAGGAGAGGAUCGCCCUUCAGAUGCUGGCGGAGGUGUCAGGACUCUCACUGGCGCAGCUGCGGAGCGUCCUAAAGAGCACCUGGUCGGGCCUGGAGCUGCACGUGGAGGCCCUUGCUCGCACGCCUGACAAAGAAAGAAGGCGCUUGGCUGAGCAAUUGGUGCAACAUGCAAGAGCUCAAGGGCUGCUGCCAGAGGCCGCGCGGGUCGACAAGCUGGUGCAGUCCUCGCGGCCCAGGCCGGAGACGCGUCGCACGUAUGGUGUCGACGUGGGCGGCGAUGCGCCACUUUACCUCGGGAUGGACGGCCUUCGCCUUGAAGAGCCGGAGGUCGAGCACGCGCUUUCACAACUCCGAGAGGAGGGGGUGGUGCUUCUGUCAGGCAACACCUGCCAUGCUGCUCACGCUGAGCUUCGCAAAGUCCUGCGCUUGCCGCCGUCCCACACACGUCCCGUGCGGGAGGUGCCGAGCGGCGAGGUGUGCUCCGCCUUGGGCUGCGCAGCACCUCAGGAGCCGUCGGCGGGCCGGAGACACUUCUUGCUGCGUGGGACGGCUCUGGCGGAGCAAGUGGCAGUGCCCAUGCUGGCCGCCCUCAUGCCUCUUUGCUACAGAUACUUCUCAGAACAGCGCCCAGAUGCCUCACCAGGCGCGCUGCGCCCGACGGCGACCGGCGAGACCGGCGAGACCGCCCUGCCGCGCCUGUACCUGUCGGAAUGCCAGCUGCUGGUCUCGGAUCCGGGCGCGGUGAACCAGAUUUGGCACUGCGACAACCUCCAGCCGGGUUUGACCAUGAUUCUGCCGCUGACUGAUGUGGACGAAGAGUUGGGUCCUACCCACCUUCUCCCAGGGACGCAUCACCUCUUCAGCGGCGCGCUCUCGGCGGCCUGGAAGCCACUCCUGGCGGCGGGUGGGACGGUGGCGCCUCAGCCGCUGCGGCCGGGCGAGGCGCUGGUCUAUGAUGCUCGCGUGCUUCACCGGGGUUUGGCCAACCGAUCCUACAACCACUGUCGAGUGGCCCCUCGGACCGGGGGACCCUCAGCGGGAGCGGCGGAGCGACGGAGCGACGGUGUAGAGGAGCGGAGCGCCGGUCCUCGUGAUGCGACGCUCGGCUGGAGAUUCACCUUCUUCGGUGAUCUGGUGACGCCAAUGGCCAUGCGUCCUCCACUUCCGACCCCGCACGGCGACGCCGCGUCUUCAGCUCCCUGUGGCCCGUGCUCUGCUGUCGCUUGGGCUGAGCAAAAGGGGCCGGUGGAACGGCCGGGGGAAGCCGCCAUCCGAGUGAACGGCGCGGUCCGAGUGAAGGGAGUGAAGGGGUAUAUCGACGAGCUCUUCGCGGUGCUGCGCAACGAAGACGCCCGGGGAGAGACCAGCCUCACACAGGUCUUCAGCAACGACUUUUGGGGCAACCCUCUGUGGGGUCAAAGUUGGACGCACAAGUCCUAUCGUCCCCUGGCUGUGCUGAGCUUCGCCUGGCAAUUUCGCUUCCUGGGCGAGGAGCUCUUUCGACCGCAGCCCCUACGGACCUUCAAUGCUGCCAUCCACGCGGGCAACUCGCUGUUGGUUUGGCUCUUGCUGCGGCGCUUGGGCUUGCGGAACUGGGCCUCCUUGGCCUCGUGCCUCUUUGCAGCGCAUCCGGUUCACGUCGAGAACAUCGUCUACCUGGUGGGCCGCGCGGAUGUGCUUGCGACCACCGGCUGGCUUCUAGCAGCUCUAGCGCACUUGGAGGUUCGACGGCGCUGGCAGGACAAGAAUUAUUUGCCGAAGCUUUCUGCCGUGUUGCUGGUGCUCCUCUGCAGCCUCUUAGCGGUGGCUGCUUGCCUUUGCAAGGAGAUGGGCCUCACGUUGCUGGUCUUCACCGCGGGCUUGGAGUUAGUGAGCUGUAAGCCUGGGGGCCGCAGGUUGGCGACAGGUGCCAUCUCACUAGCGGUGCUGGCCCUGACUUCUUUCAUUCUGCUGGCCGUCGCGCGCUUUGCAGUCACGCAGGGAUCCUCGGCGGUCUUCGGAUAUGUGGACACACCCGUCCAGUACCAUGAGAGCUUUUGGGUACGUUCUUGGAGCUACCUCUUUCAGCACUCGUACUAUGGAAAGCUCCUGAUCUUCCCCGGCGACCUCUCCUGGGACUACUCCUUCGAUGCCCUUCCGGUGCUGCGCGCCACCUGGCGCGACCUCCGGGUGCUCUCGGUCUGCACGGCCUAUUUGUCCUUGUUUGCCCUCAUUAGUAAGGGCCUUGCCAACUCUCGACGAAUGCUGUUGGGUUUGCAGGUCGUGGUGAUCCCCUUUGUGCCAGCAUCCAACCUCUUCUUCAAGGUGGGCGUGACCAUCGGUGAACGCUUGUUGUAUCCGUGCACUGUGGGUGCAGCCCUUGUGCUUGCAGCCUUGGGACAGAGCUUCGAGAAGCGGCACGGACGCGCCUGGCCGAGACGCCUGGCGGUGGCCUUGUUGGGAGUGUAUCUGUGGCGCUGCGGCGAGCGCGUGUGGCAGUGGCGCUCCUCCGAGGCGCUCUAUGUGGCGGACGCCCUGUCAUGGCCGACGUCGGUGAAGACGCGGCACCAACUGGGCACGGUCUUGCACCAGCAGGGUCGCUAUGAGGAAGCCUUGCUCGAGUUCAAUGCAUCUCUGACGAUCCUCGACGACAAUGCCCUGACGGAUCACUGCAUUGCGCAGAUCUACAUCGAGACGGCACGCUAUCCGUUGGCGCUGGAGCGCUUCGAGAAGAUCCUCCGGGGCCACGGCGUGGGCUUCUCGCCGUUUAACCUGUGGAUGCUGUAUGUGGACUAUGGCUUCACAUUAGUGGCACUGGGCCGCUUUGAAGAGGCGAUCCCAGCGUUGGAGAAAGGCCUCUCCAGGAAUGCGGCUGUGCCCCAUGGCCAAAAUGCCCUGGGCUAUGCCUUUGCCAGCUUGAAUCAGCUGCAAGAAGCACAAGAUGUCCUGGCCAGAGGCUUGGAGUACGACCCGGAGAACCCGGUCUUGUGGUCCAACUUAGCCGUUGUUUGGAUGGUGGCCGGCGCCUUUCAGCAAGCAGCGCAAGGCUUGGAGAAGGCGUUGACCAUCGAGCCGGAGAACCGCGUGGUGAUCCACAACGUCAUGGUGCUCAAAGGUGCUGCGCAGAGCGGCUACCUCACCGAGUCUCCCAAGCUGGACUUGUUCUUCUCUCGGAACUGA
This is a messenger RNA of Durusdinium trenchii, 5688 nucleotides long. Lineage: Eukaryota; Dinophyceae; Suessiales; Symbiodiniaceae. The record is from the annotation of a GenBank genome assembly.